Tyto alba (common barn owl) is the source of this 1486-nucleotide messenger RNA. Its product is annotated as lysosomal membrane ascorbate-dependent ferrireductase CYB561A3. Gene Ontology annotation, cellular component: lysosomal membrane. The coding region runs from base 129 to 857 and encodes 242 amino acids. Gene Ontology annotation, molecular function: oxidoreductase activity. The record is from RefSeq and is a predicted model, not a curated record. The transcript is spliced from 6 exons. NCBI's taxonomy places the organism in Eukaryota, Metazoa, Chordata, Aves, Strigiformes, Tytonidae.
CCCUGAGGGCCGGAUUUUCCUGGUCCCGCUCUCUAGCCCAAGCAGGAUAAGGGGUGGGGGGUUAUUGCCAGUGGGUGCCCCCCAAUUCCUGUGGAGCAGAGGAGGGGUGCUGCCAUCCCGUCGCAGAGAUGCCGGAUCUCCCUUUCCUGCCUUUUUGCCUCCUCCUGGGCGGGCUGGGCUUCGUCUGCGUGGCUUUCGUCAGCGCCUGGUGCCAGUACUGGCGCGGGGGCUUCGCCUUGGAUGGCAGCGUCCGGACGUUCAACUGGCACCCAGUGCUGAUGGUGAUGGGCAUGGUGGUGCUGUACGGCGCAGCGGCUUUGGUGUACCGCCUGCCCCCCACUUGGAGCGGCCCCAAACUCCCCUGGAAGGUGCUUCACGGCAUGCUAGCCCUGGUAGCCUUUGGCUUAGCCGUGUUGGGGCUAGCGGCCGUUUUUCGCUUCCACAACAACAACGGGACGCCCAACAUGUACUCGCUGCACAGCUGGCUGGGGCUGGUCACCGUGCUGCUCUUCUCCUGCCAGUGGCUGGCCGGCUUCAGCGCCUUCCUGCUGCCCUGGGCUCCUGCCUGGCUCCGUGCUCUCUACAAACCCGUCCACAUCUUCUUUGGUUCCACCAUCCUCAUGCUGUCGGUGGCUUCGUGUCUGUCGGGCAUCAACGAGAAGCUUUUCUUCAGCCUGAAGAACGGGACGACAGAGUACAAGCGCCUGCCUGCUGAGGCUGUCUUUGCUAACACGCUGGGGCUCCUGAUCCUCCUCUUUGGGGUGCUGGUGCUGGGUGCCCUGGCCAGGCCGAGCUGGAAGCGCCCUGACGCUGACUCCCCGGACUCUUGCCAGCCCCUGCUCACCGCCGAGCGCUGACGCCUACACAACAGUCGCGAUCUCUUCCUGCCCUCUCGGAGCUGCCAGCCCUGAGCUCUCUGAACCCCGUUGCUUCUCUGCCUGCUAUGCCGGCCUCACUCUCAGCCUUGCCCUCCUGUGGGAGGAACGGGCUUGACAGAGCCAUUGUUGCGCCAAGGACUUCUCUUUGUCUCCUUCUGUGGCUUGGCAUUGGCCUCCGGAGGAUGAGGGCAGCUGCAGCGCGAUGCUCCUGCUUCCAUCCUCAUGCUUCCACAUGCCAGCUCCUGCUGGCUCCAGUUGGCCUCUCGUGCCUGGGCUUUGGUCCGUGCCAAACUGGUUGCCCUCCCCUCAGUGCCAUCCCUCAACGCAGCGGCUGGAGCUGUCAGAGCUUUGUCAGGUCAGAAGCUACCAAAGGAGCAACCCCAGAGCCCUGCAGCGCUGCUGUCCCCCACCCCAGGACCAUCUCCUGCGUGGGGGGGAGGUGGGGAAUGUGCCUGGCUCAGGGUGGCAGGGAUGGAGGGGACCCUCACACCGUGCCUUGCCCUUCAGCAGGCUGCCUGUCCCUCUCCCUCCACCCCGUGGGCGCUGGGGACCGGCCAAGCGGCUUCCUGGGACCCUCAUCGACACAUAAUAAAACACUGGCUUCUGUA